AUGGCUUCUCGGAAACACGAACUACUCAAAAUGCUAGGCAGCGAGGACGAAUCCGACCGAGGUUACAAUUCCGAGGAGAAUGUGGCGGAGAGCAAAGGCCGAGCCGUGAAGCGGCGCAGGACUGCGGACACCCAAGAUCCCUUCGGACUCGGCUCCGACGAGGAGGAUAGCGAUAUCAACGAAGACUCAGAGGAAGAAUCCCGACCCAAAGGCAAGGGCCGCAAGCAAACGAAGACACACGACACAGACGAGGACGAGGACGAAGAUGAGCUCGAAGCCGAGGAAAUGGACGAUGAGGAAGACGGUGGCGCAAGCCUAGAUGAUACAGAGGAGACAUCUGGCAAACCGAAGAGCAAGCUGCUGAACAAGAAGCUCGCAAAGCUGGCUAGCGGCAAGCCGCCCAAGAAGGACAAGAGUGGCGUGGUGUAUUUAUCGUCUCUCCCGCCUUACCUUAAGCCUUUUGCUCUUAAGAACAUGCUCGAGAAGCGCAACUUCGGUCCGAUUACAAAGGUCUUCCUUGCGCCUUUGCUCCCGUCAGCCGCUGGCCAGAAGCAAAAAUCCAACAAGCGCAAACUCUACACAGACGGUUGGGUGGAAUUUAAGUCUAAGCGGACUGCCAAGCUUUGCGCAGAGACAUUGAAUGCACGAACUAUAGGAGGUCUAAAGUCCUCCUGGUACCGGGAUGAUUUGUGGAACAUGAAGUACCUCAAGGGAUACAAAUGGGCCAACCUGAUGGAACAGAUCCAGAUGGAGCGCGCGACGAGGGAAGCCACCCAGCGCAUGGCCGACCAGAAGGCGAAGCGCGAGGACAAGGUGUAUAUUUCUGGAGUCGAGUCUGGCAGAAUUGCAGAUGGUAUUCAGAAGAAGGAGGAAGAGAAGCGAAAGAGGCGAUUGGAGGCGGAGCAGGAUGAUGGUGAGGCUAAGCCUGCACAGAAGCCUGCUCGCAAGAUUAGGAGGACUUUCGAGCAGUCCAAGGCUGUGAAGAGUGAUGGAAAUCUCGCUGAUGAUACUCAGCGAGUGCUUGGAAAGAUCUUCUAA
This is a messenger RNA of Penicillium brevicompactum, 1038 nucleotides long. RefSeq names its product RNA-binding ATPase activator ESF2. The transcript has 4 exons. Gene Ontology annotation, molecular function: RNA binding. NCBI's taxonomy places the organism in Eukaryota, Fungi, Ascomycota, Eurotiomycetes, Eurotiales, Aspergillaceae. Gene Ontology annotation, biological process: small-subunit processome assembly; endonucleolytic cleavage to generate mature 5'-end of SSU-rRNA from (SSU-rRNA, 5.8S rRNA, LSU-rRNA); endonucleolytic cleavage in 5'-ETS of tricistronic rRNA transcript (SSU-rRNA, 5.8S rRNA, LSU-rRNA). The coding region runs from base 1 to 1038 and encodes 345 amino acids. The record is from RefSeq and is a predicted model, not a curated record. Gene Ontology annotation, cellular component: nucleolus.